AUGAGCCUAGGAUCUUCCUCCAGCUUCAAGCUGUCUGCACAGCUGGGCGGUCACAGCGGUGAUGUCAGAGCGGUCGCUGCGUCUUCAAGCACGCCCAUCAAGUUGCUCUCAGCUUCCAGGGAUGGCUCAGCUCGGGUCUGGACACAAGGCUCCGGCGGACGCUUUGACGGAGAGCCUGCUGUCCUCACAGCGCACACUGGCUUUGUCAACUCGGCCGCAUGGCUACGGACUGGAUCGGGAUUGGUGGCCCUCACCGGCGGGCAAGACGGCAUCAUCAAUGGCCACUCUUCAGAUCCAGUCUCUGGCGAGAUCAACAACGCUCCGGACUACAUGCUACUUGGUCACCUCUCAAAUGUAUGCGCGCUCAAUGUGUGGCAGGCAGAGAAAGAUGAGGAAAGCUACCUUGUCAGCGGCGGCUGGGAUCUCACUGCGAGGGUGUGGCGAGACUUCAAGCAAGCUGCAAUUUUAGAGGGAGCUACGCAAGCGGUUUGGGCCGUACAGCCCAUCGGUCCUUCACACGUACUCACUGCCAGCGCCGACAAAAUCAUUCGCUUGUACGCGUUGCCCGGGAUAGCAGAAGACAUCGACGAUCCCGACAAGGCUCCAUCAAUAGAGCCUUGUGCAACUUUUGUCGGGCAUGACGAUGCUGUUAGAGCUCUAGUAUCGCUGGACUCGAAUCGCUUUGCUUCUGCAGGAAAUGAUGGCAACAUAAACGUCUAUGAUUUGCCGGCACCAUUGCCAGGAGGCAAACCCUUGUCGAAGCCUAUCUCUCCUGUGGCGACACUCAGCGGGCACACAUCGUUCAUUUAUUCGCUUAGCAAACUCCCGUCUGCCGAGAUUUUGAGCUCCGGAGAAGACAGAAGUGUCCGAGUGUGGCAAGGAACAGAAGCUGCGCAGACAAUAACUGUCCCAGCGAUUAGUGUUUGGGCGGUGACUGCUCUGCCAAAUGGAGACCUCGCUUGUGGAAGCUCUGAUCACGUUGUGAGGGUAUUCAGCCGCUCGUCCGAAAGGCAAGCGGACGCCGAAGCGCAACAAGCCUAUGACAGCACUAUUGCUGGCCAAGCUUUGAACAAGACUCAGGUCGGAGAUGUUGAAAAAGACUCUUUGCCGGGUUCGGAGGCCCUUACGACUCCAGGAAAGAAGGAAGGGGACGUGAAAAUGAUCAAAGCCGGCGCGCUCGUCGAAGCGCAUCAAUGGACCCAAGGGCAAUGGGUCAAGAUCGGAGAGGUAGUCGGCGGCGUCGGCUCGGGCACAAAGAAGCUGCACGAGGGCAAAGAAUACGACUAUGUCUUUGACGUGGAUAUCGCCGACGAUGCGCCUCCCCUGAAAUUACCUUACAAUCUCACGGACAACCCUUUCAUUGCAGCUCAGAAAUUCUUGGAGCGUAACGAGCUGCCGAUGUCCUAUCUCGAUCAAGUCGUCAAGUUCAUCGAAAGCAACACAGAGGGGAAGACGCUGGGUCAAGGAGCAUCAGAGUACGUUGACCCUUACACUGGCGCGUCGCGCUAUCAAAGCAAUGCCUCUGGCAACGCUGGUGCUUCUGGCCCUGGCGGCUACACAGCUGGCUCAAACGUCGACCCGUUCACACGGUCGGAGACUGUCAGCAAGCCUAAGACGUCGAUCCUUCCACAGCGAGCGUACCUCGACUUCAAGAAUUUGAACACUUCUGCAGUCAAAAGUAAGAUCACUCAACUCUCGGACGGGCUGAAGGACCAAGGUGUGACGCCUGAGCUGCAAACGAUUGCCAAAUUGCUAGACUCCCUGGCAAGCAGCGGCUCCGGAAGUGGGCCACUCGACUUGGGUGCAUUGGAAGUCUUGCUGCAGCGCUGGCCUUCAGACUCGCUUCUGCCAGUUCUCGACACGUAUCGCGCAGCUGUCUUGCGGCCCAUCACAACGCCCCGCGAAACAGCUGCUCAAAUUGUGCUGGACGCUGCUCGAUGGAGCGAACCAUGGCCUUCUGAUGCUGCCCAGGCUAAAGCUCGCGACACAAAUUCGAUGCUGGCUCUGCGCGCGAUUGCGAAUUUGUGGGCCAAUGCGACCAAAGAGGAGCGAGACCGACUUGCUGGCCGCGUUGAGACCGUGAGUAUGAGCUCGAGCUUGUCCACCAACACGUUCCCAAAGCUGUCCAAGAACGCUCGGGUGGCGUACGCCACGGUUGCACUGAACUACUCUGUAUACCUCACGUCAAACCUGGGCUCGGUCGCCUGGGCCGGCGCGCUGCUAGAUCUCCUGAUCGAUAUUCUGUCGACAGAAUCUGGUGAACCCGAGGUUGCUUUCCGGGCUCUUGUUGCGUUGGGCAAUCUGGUGAGUGCGCCAUUGUGA
Molecule: messenger RNA, 2322 nt
Organism: Ceraceosorus guamensis
Lineage: Eukaryota; Fungi; Basidiomycota; Exobasidiomycetes; Ceraceosorales; Ceraceosoraceae
Product: PFU-domain-containing protein
Exons: 9
Coding region: 1-2322 (773 amino acids)
Biological process (GO): ubiquitin recycling; proteasome-mediated ubiquitin-dependent protein catabolic process
Cellular component (GO): cytoplasm; nucleus
Molecular function (GO): ubiquitin binding
Source: RefSeq, a predicted model, not a curated record